Messenger RNA from Hansenula anomala, 1221 nucleotides. It is a transcript of the gene TIF5, whose product is annotated as translation initiation factor eIF5. Gene Ontology annotation, cellular component: cytosol. The transcript has a single exon. Gene Ontology annotation, biological process: formation of cytoplasmic translation initiation complex; translational initiation; formation of translation preinitiation complex. NCBI's taxonomy places the organism in Eukaryota, Fungi, Ascomycota, Saccharomycetes, Phaffomycetales, Wickerhamomycetaceae. The record is from RefSeq and is a predicted model, not a curated record. Gene Ontology annotation, molecular function: GDP-dissociation inhibitor activity; translation initiation factor activity; eukaryotic initiation factor eIF2 binding. The coding region runs from base 1 to 1221 and encodes 406 amino acids.
AUGUCAUUCAUUAAUAUUUGUCGUGACAACACUGAUCCAUUUUAUCGUUAUAAAAUGCCUCCUAUUCAAUCCAAAAUUGAAGGUCGUGGUAAUGGUAUCAAAACUGCUGUUGUCAACACUGCAGAAGUUGCUCGUGCUUUAGGUAGACCUCCAGCUUAUUUGAUCAAAUUUUUCGGUUUUGAAUUAGGUGCUCAAACUUCAAUUAAUGAAAGUAAUGAUCGUUAUUUAGUUAAUGGUGUUCAUGAUGCUCCAAAAUUACAAGAUUCCUUAGAUGGAUUCAUUAAUAAAUUUGUCUUGUGUGGAUCUUGUAAAAAUCCAGAAACUGAUAUUAUUAUUACAAAAGAUGAAGAUUUAAUUAGAGAUUGUAAAGCUUGUGGUCAAAGAACAAGAAUUGAUCCUCGUUUGAAAUUAUCAACUUAUAUUUUGAAAAAUCCUCCAGAAUCUGCUAAAUCCAAAAAAAAGAAAGCUGCUACUGCUUCUGCUAAUGUUGUUGGUGGUGGUAUGUCAAUUACUGAUAUUGCUUCUGGUAAACAAAGAUCAAGUGCUCCAGUUGAAGAUGACCAAGCUGAAGAUUCUGAUGAUGAUGCCCUAACUAGAAAAAUCAAUGCUGAAGCUUCCGCUUUACCUCAAACUGAAGUUGCUGAUGAUGAAUGGGCUGUUGAUAUGUCUGAAGAGGCUGUUCGUAAAAGAGCUCAAGAAUUAGAAGCUUUAACUUUAGAAAAUGGUUCUGGUGGUGAUUCUAAAUUUGAUGAAUUUGGUGAAUGGUUAUUAGAAUUUGGUGAUGAUAAAUCUAAUUUACCAAAUGAUGUGGAAAUUUAUAAAAAAGCUUUUGAAUUGGAAAUUUCUGAAGAUGUUCAUACUGUUCAAGUUUUAGCUCAAGUUUUAUUUGAUAAAAACAUUGUUAAACAAAUUCCAACUCAUAAAGGUUUAUUAACCAAAAUUAUAACUUCUAAAAACCAUGAAAAGGCAUUUUUAGGUGGAUUAGAAAGAUUUUUAGGUUUAGAUAAUCCAGAGUUAUUACCACAAAUUUCUAAAAUCUUAUUAACAAUUUAUGAAAAUGAUAUUGUUAAUGAAGAAACUAUUAAAGAUUGGGGUUCAAAAGUUUCUAAAAAAUAUGUUUCAAAAGAAAUUUCUAAAAAAGUUAAAAAAGCUGCUAAACCUUUUAUUGAAUGGUUAGAUGAAGCUGAAGAAGAAUCAAGUGAUGAAGAAGAAAGUGAUUAA